AUGACAUCUGCACUCGCUGUCACGUUGUCGUCUGUUCACGUCGCCGACGUCCUCGUGUCGUACGCCGUCGUCUUCUUCACACAGAGACCUCACGCCGCCGUCUGCAACACAAACCAAAAAAAAAAAAGAAAAAAAAAAUCCAGUCGCCGCCGUCGGAGCCAGCCGAAACGACGCCACCAAAGCCGUCGAUUUCGAAGCUUCCUCUCCGGCGAGAGGAUAGACGAUGGGGCGGUGCGGCAGGUCGGAGCAAACCGCCGCCGUCGGACCGCCGUCGCCGUCGCGCCGCGGCGAAGCAGACACAUCUCUUCGUCUUCCUCCGCCGCCGCCUUGCAUAACCUUCGUCCGCCGGCUCGCCGCCUCAUUUCUGUAAGUCGGCUCGACGUCUCGUCUCCGUCAACAAGCACGUAUCUUCCUCUCCGUCCAUCACUGCGUCGCAAUGCCGCCGUCCGCUGUCGUCCGUCCCGCGUCGCUUCGGUUCCGUCCGCCGCCGUGUCGCUUCACCCCCGUCAGCCGCCGUGUCGUCUCGCCUCCGUCAGCCGCUGCCUUUGGUCGGAGUGUGUGUUGAUUGAGUUUAGUGAGUGGCUAAGCUCCUUUGGAAUAGCCACAAGCUUGAUCAUAUACCUUCCGAAAGUGAUCGGUCAAGACGUGAAAACGGCCGCAAAGAACGUUAACUAUUGGUCGGGCGUCACUGCCACAAUGCCAUUGGUUGGCGCUUUUCUUGCCGAUUCUUACAUCGGCCGGUUUUGGACUGUCAUGGCUGCCUCCGCUCUCUAUCUCCUGGGGUUGCUCUUGCUGACCAUGACAAGUGUGGCCCCUGCCCUGAAGCCCUGUGCUGGCGACACCUGUCCCGAGGCUCGGAAAAUCCACGCGACGUUCUUCUUCCUCGCGAUUUACCUAAUCGCGAUAGCAAGUGGCAGCCACAAGCCGACCCUCGAGAGCUUCGGUGCCGACCAAUUUGACGACGACCACCCGGAGGAGCGCAAGAAGAAGAUGUCCUUCUUCAACUGGUGGAACUCUGCAUUGUGUGCCGCGUUAAUAUUUUCGUCGACCGUGAUCGCCUAUGUGCAGGACCACGUUAGUUGGGCCGCGGCCGAUGUCGUUUUCAUCUCCGUCAUGGGCUUUUCGGUGGUGCUAUUUUGGGCUGGUCGGCCGCUCUACCGCUUCCAAAAGCCCGCGGGUAGCCCAUUCACGCCGCUAGCUCGUGUGCUUGUCGCCGCUUUUGUCAAGAGGAAGCUUCCAUGGCCGUCGGGGAGUGAUGGGCUUUACGAGGUUCCGAUGGGGGACAAGGCGGCUCGGGGGAGGCUCCUUGUCCGCACGGAUCGACUCAAGUUUCUCGACAAAGCUGCAAUCAUCGAGAACGGACAACAAAGCCCGCCCGACGAGCCAAACCCGUGGAGACUAGCGACCGUGACUCAAGUCGAGGAGCUAAAGCUCGUCCUCAACGUGAUCCCCAUUUGGAUGACAACCGUACCCUUCGCCACAAGCCUAGUGCAGGCGACCACGUUCUUCAUCAAGCAAGGGUUGACGCUCGACCGCACGCUCGGUCGACACAACUUCUCCAUCCCGCCCGCCUCAAUGUACGCCUUAUCCUCGGUCGGCAUGAUUGCCAUGAUCACAAUUUACGAUUACGCCCUUGAGCCCUUCGCUCGGAAAAUCACGGGCCACGAGAGGGGCAUAACCAUCCUCCGGAGGAUCGGCAUCGGCAUGGCCGUAUGCAUCCUCACCAUGUCGGUGGCGGCCGCCGUCGAGCGGCGGCGGCUUGACUUGGUCCAACGGGACACGGCCCGCGGGUCAACCUCGAUGAGCAUUUUCUGGCUAGCACCACAAUUUUUGCUAAUCGGGAUAGGGGAUGCGUUUGCGUUCGUCGGGCUUCAAGAAUUUUGCUACGGCGAAUUGCCCGACUCGAUGAGGAGCUUGGGGGUCGCGUUGUACUUUUGCAUGCUUGGGGCCGCGAGUUUCGCGAGCAGUCUUUUGAUAACGGUGGUAGACCGUGUGACGAGAAUUGGUGGGAAGAGUUGGUUCGGAAAGGAUUUGAAUAGUAGUCAGCUCGACUGUUUUUAUUGGUUGUUGGCCGGGAUCACGGCUUUGGAUGUUUGCGUUUUCGCGGUCCUUGCUAGCCGAUACACGUACAAGAACGUGAGGAGGUCGACGAGGAACGCGGUUGCCGAUUGUUAUGAGGGGGAAGAUUGUGUUGAAACAUUGGCUUAG
Molecule: messenger RNA, 2208 nt
Organism: Striga asiatica
Lineage: Eukaryota; Viridiplantae; Streptophyta; Magnoliopsida; Lamiales; Orobanchaceae
Source: the annotation of a GenBank genome assembly